AUGCCUCUUGCGGUUUGAAACACAAACCAUCCUCUCUUCCUUCUUAUUUUCGAUUCCCCUUCCCUCCCUCUCCAGAAUUUUCUCUUCGGAAUAUUCUCCAAUCGAACCCCAACCUUCCCUUCCCUUGGCAAUUGUACACUCCGAAGAGAAAUUAUGGUGAGCGAUAGUGAUUCACAGAUAAGCGUAGAUACUAUAAAGUUUCUUUGUAGCUACGGUGGUCAGAUUCUUCCACGACCCGUUGAUGGAAAGCUUCGUUACGUUGGUGGUCUCUCUAGAAUUCUAGCUGCCGAUCGUUCCAUAUCCUUUGCAGAACUGAUGGUUAAGCUUGGGGAAUUUUGUGGAUAUUCCGUGGAAUUGAAGUGUCAGUUGCCGAAAGGAAAUUUUGAAAUGCUAAUUUCUAUAAAAUCUGAUGGGGAAUUGGCGCUUCUUCUUGAAGAAUAUGAUCGGUGUUGUCCUGGUUCUAAGAUUAGAGCCGUUCUCUCCCCUCCACAGUCGCUCAAAACCGUCUCUCCUCCUCCAUCAGCACCUGCAAGCGUCGAUUUCUAUCCAGUCAAAUUGCCUUCUAAUGCCUUCGAUUAUCGACAAUCUGGAAGUUAUUCACCGCCGAUCGGAUAUCCCAUCGGCUUUUGCAAGGACUAUUGCGGACUCCUUUAUAAUCCAUGUAAGGACAAGGAAAACCCUGGAUUAUGCUGUGGAGACCCUCGGUUUAAAGGACAAGGAAACCCUAGAUUUCGGCGUUGUGACCCGUACUGGUCAAUAAUUGGCAUUAACGCUCAGAAAAUUAGCUAAUUAGCUUAUACGAAUUUUUUUUUUGAAAUGAAUUAGCUUUAAAAAAAUUAAGGACAAAGAUUAUGAUGGGGAAAAGAAAAUUACAGUGGGAAGAGGAUGAAGUUUUGAUAUGUAAUUGGAUUGUAAAUUUUAGAACUUAUUUUUUAUUUUGUUGCCCUUGCCGAGUUCUGUGAGUUGUUUCUUGUUCCGGCCAGUACUUUUGCCGUUGGAACUCCGAUCACGGCUGUUAAUACAAGCACGUCUACAUCGCUAUGUAUAUAUGUUACGCGGGCAACAUUCAAUACAUUCAAUUGUGAAUUGCGACACAGAUUUUAAUUUUAAUGAUAAUGUUUCAGUUAGACAGUAACACACAGGUUCUC
Molecule: messenger RNA, 1148 nt
Organism: Manihot esculenta (cassava)
Lineage: Eukaryota; Viridiplantae; Streptophyta; Magnoliopsida; Malpighiales; Euphorbiaceae
Exons: 2
Coding region: 154-789 (211 amino acids)
Molecular function (GO): protein binding
Source: RefSeq, a predicted model, not a curated record